Chenopodium quinoa (quinoa) is the source of this 486-nucleotide messenger RNA. RefSeq lists its product as uncharacterized. NCBI's taxonomy places the organism in Eukaryota, Viridiplantae, Streptophyta, Magnoliopsida, Caryophyllales, Amaranthaceae. The record is from RefSeq and is a predicted model, not a curated record. Gene Ontology annotation, molecular function: nucleic acid binding. The transcript has a single exon. The coding region runs from base 1 to 486 and encodes 161 amino acids.
AUGAAUCCAAACAGAAACGAUUGGAGCCUCCGCCUUAAUGAUGCUUUGUGGGCGUACAGAACAGCAUAUAAGACGCCAAUUGGGAUGUCUCCAUAUAGGCUUGUGUUUGGCAAACCCUGUCACCUUCCGGUAGAAUUGGAACACAAAGCCUUUUGGGCCGUGAAGCAAUGCAAUAUGGAGAUGGAUGCAGCAGAUGAGCAAAGGAAACUUCAGUUACAAGAACUUGAGGAAAUCCGAAAUGAUGCUUUUGAGAACACAAGAAUUUAUAAGGAGAAGACUAAGGCAUUUCAUGAAGAGCGCAUCACACAAAAGACAUUUACAGUGGGGCAGAAAGUCCUCUUGUACCAUUCUCGGCUCAAACGUUUUCCUGGUAAACUCCGUUCUCAAUGGGUGGGGUCGUUUGUUGUUACAAAGGUGUAUGACCAUGGUGCGGUGGAGAUUCGUAGUGAGGACACGGGGAAGGAGUUCAAGGUGAACGGUCAUUGA